Cottoperca gobio is the source of this 828-nucleotide messenger RNA. It is a transcript of the gene ociad2, whose product is annotated as OCIA domain containing 2. Bases 228 to 743 code for a protein of 171 amino acids. Lineage: Eukaryota; Metazoa; Chordata; Actinopteri; Perciformes; Bovichtidae. The record is from RefSeq and is a predicted model, not a curated record. Gene Ontology annotation, cellular component: mitochondrial inner membrane. The transcript has 8 exons.
AUUUAGUCAUAAACUGACCUCCAGUGAAGCCGCUGUUUACCUUCGUUUGACGUCGACUCAGUCGGGUGCAGGCUGGUGGCGGUGCUUUUGGCUGUGGGUGGAGUUGGGGAGGAGCAAUUUACAAGCGGUUACAUCAGAGGCACUGAGAGAGAGAGGAAUAGUAGUAUUCAAGCCAGAGAAAGUGUCGCAGUUUUGGUCCAAAAAACAAAGCUGAAAGCUCCUGCAUCAUGAGUUCUGAAACAACUGAACAAACUAUAACAAUGAAGACGGGGGAAGCAGCUGCUCCUGCUGACACUGCUGCAGCUGCAGUGAAAGAGAAAUGGAAGUGCCCCAUGGGUGAUCAUCAUGUCCAUAGAGAUGAUGUCCGAAAGGUUUGGAAAGAGUGUCAAGAGGAAAGCUUCUGGUACCGAGCACUUCCCUUCUCUGUGGGUAGCAUGGCUGUUACUGGUGGUCUUAUCUACAACGGCAUAUGGAAAUCAUCAAAGCGAUUUGGUCCCUUUCCAAAACUAGCAGUUGCUGGGAUCCUUGGUUAUGCAGUAGGGAAAGCAUCUUAUGUUGGGGCUUGUCGAAGCAAAUUUCAACAGGUUGGCCUUGAACUUGGACCAGGAUCUAGACCCUGGUCUAAGGGAGGUGGCUUUGGACCUUUUAAUAAGUCUGGUCCUGGACACAGAUCCUGCCACCAUGUGUGUGAAGAAUGUAAGAACAAAGCUCAAGAUGCACCUGCAGAACAAGUGAAAAGCUAGAGGAAACACUGAAGGAUCGACCGUCAGUGUGGAUAUAUCAGUCCCUUUUUUUGUUUUUGAAAUGCCAUAAAUACUGCCUAUAAUU